This is a messenger RNA of Dendrobium catenatum, 2442 nucleotides long. Its product is annotated as transcription initiation factor TFIID subunit 12b. NCBI's taxonomy places the organism in Eukaryota, Viridiplantae, Streptophyta, Magnoliopsida, Asparagales, Orchidaceae. The transcript has 9 exons. The record is from RefSeq and is a predicted model, not a curated record. The coding region runs from base 250 to 2004 and encodes 584 amino acids. Gene Ontology annotation, biological process: DNA-templated transcription initiation; RNA polymerase II preinitiation complex assembly. Gene Ontology annotation, molecular function: TBP-class protein binding; DNA binding; protein heterodimerization activity. Gene Ontology annotation, cellular component: SLIK (SAGA-like) complex; transcription factor TFIID complex; SAGA complex.
AAAAUUGUGAAUGAUCCGCCAUGUCGCAUUAACCUAACAAACCCCGCCGGCGCAUCCGCACGAAACUCAGGGGUUGUCCCUCGGUGUCUUCUACCCGACUUAUGCCGAGAUUAGCUUGUCCAAAUAAAACGCAAGGUUCCUCUCUUCCGCUUUCCCUUUCUUCCAAGUCUUCCACAUUUAUCGUCGAUUCUAACAGAUUCUAUAACUAGUUGGAAUUUGGAAAACCUUUAAUCCUCUAGAAUUCUGAGAAUGGCGGAAAACUCAGCUUCCUCCUCUCCCCCGAAGCCCCUCCAACCUCCAAAUUGCGGUGGCGACCAAAUUUCCCCUUCCAACCCCCAAAAUUCCACUCUAUCCUUUUCCGUAGUUGCUCCCUCCCCUUCAGCCAUCGAUCACCCUCAGGUCUCUUCUGCCCAGCUCGUCCAAUCCCAGCCCCAAAUUACACCCUCUGGAGCCCUAGAUUUCCCGCCGAAACCGUCGGCGACGUCUCAGCAGCAAAGCAGUAUUAUGUCCCCUUCUUCCAACUUCCAGAUGCAAUCGGCUCUCCAGCGAUCGGGAUCCAUCUCACGAAUGAACCAGCUACAGCAGCAGUUUGGCACAGCUAUGGCAACCGGGGGCCCAAUUAGGCCGGGUAUGUACGUUGGGCAGAUGAGCUUUGGCGGGCAGCAGCAGCAGCAGCAGUUGGGCGGUGCAGUGGCUCGGCCAGGGAUGAUGAGUCAGGCGGGGCAACUCUCCAUGCUUCCUAGUCAGGCUGCUGCACAUUUUAAUAUACAGUCUCAGAUGCUGACUCAGCCUAGACAGAAGACAGCGAUGCAAGGUGCUCAGUUCCAUAAUGCAAAUUCAUCAGGACAGGCAAUGCAAGGUAUGCAGGCCUUAGGUGUUAUGAGCCCCCUUACUUUAAAUUCACAGCUUAGAGCUAAUGGGCUUCUCUCAUAUGGGCAACAACGUCUUACUCCUGGUCAACUCCGACAGCAGCUGUCCCAACAAGGAGCUCUCACUUCUCCUCAGAAGCUGAUUGGUCAAGGCUUGCAAAGAGGGUCAUCUGUUGCAGCAACGAGUCCUCAAAUCUCUGGUUUAACUCAAAAUGGGCAGUCAGCAUUGGGACAAGGCAGCAUUUCACAGCAACAGUGGUUAAAGCAAAUGCAAGCAGGGAUGCCCUCUCCAGUGUCUCCAUCUUAUCAUGUUCAACAACAGCAGCAAAGGCAGCAGCAAGCCUUUUUACCUCAGCAGCUCUCCUCCUCUCAGCUUCAUCAAAAAUCCUUGGGUCUGAGCCAGCAGCACAUUUCUCAACUGGUACAACAACAAGCACAGUUGGGGACUACUCAACAACAUCAGGCACAGUUGCUUCAGCAGCAGCAGCAGCAGCUGCAACUGCAACAACUGCAGCAGCUUCAGCAGCAUCACCAGCAGCACCAGCAGCAGCAAUCUCCUAAGGUUCUAGGCUCUGCAGUUUCAAAAUCUUUGAAAGGAUCACAAUCAGGUACUAACAUGCAUAGUGAAAAUUCAAGCCAAGGAACAGAAGCAAGCAAUCAACUUCUCGGGAAGAGAAAAAUACAAGAUUUAGUUUCACAGGUUGAUUCAUCAGGUAAGUUAGAUCCUGAAGUUGAAGAUCUUCUUUUGGAGUUAGCGGAUGAUUUCAUUGACUCGGUUACCACAUUUGCCUGCCGUCUUGCGAAGCAUCGUAAAUCCUCAACUUUGGAGUCCAAGGAUCUUUUCUUACACUUGGAGAAAAACUGGCAUCUGGCAAUUCCAGGAUUUUUACGGGAGGAGCAGAGGAACCAAAAAGUUAUUGCUCCAAUCGAUGUGCACAAAAAACGGCUUGAACUGGUGAGGGCAUUGAUGGAGUCGCAACAGUUGGAAAGAGAUCCAGCCAUUGGAAAAGUCACAUUUAAACAGGCUGGAAGCAAUUCAUCCAUGGAUCGGAUGAUAAAAUCUUCACCUCCUUCAGAGUUGCCGUCCAUUCCUGCAAAUAGCUCCCAUGUUUUGCAGAAAAUACCACGAUUUUAGUAAUUCUUCAUCUUGGAAUGCUACUCCUCCAUUGCGUUCUGUUCUGGUGAAAAUUGAUGGGAAAAAAGCUCAACCACCUCAUUUCUGGAAGCUGUAAUUUUAUUCAUUCGUGGAUGGAAAUGUUCUUGGCUGUUCAAUAGCAUCACUAGCCUAUCAGGUUGGCAUGUUCAGCUGUUUUGGUGUAAAUAAAUAGGAAUUGAGUGUAGUGGGUAAAUACUAGCCUUCUUCAUAUCCGCUCAAGGAUGUCUGCAUUGUAAUCAGUAACAGCUGCAGUGUCCUUCAGAUCAUUGGUGCAUAGAGCUGUUAGGUUAUAAAAAAUUGAACAGACAACUUUGGCAAUCCACUUCAGCUUGUUUAUGUGUGUAUGUAUAAUGGUGUUAUGAAAUUUUUAUUCUACAGAUGAUGAAUUUUCAUCCAGCUUUCUCAGAAGCUUUACUC